Messenger RNA from Dictyostelium discoideum AX4, 678 nucleotides. Its product is annotated as calcium-binding protein. The transcript is spliced from 4 exons. NCBI's taxonomy places the organism in Eukaryota, Evosea, Eumycetozoa, Dictyosteliales, Dictyosteliaceae. Gene Ontology annotation, molecular function: calcium ion binding. Bases 1 to 678 code for a protein of 225 amino acids. The record is from RefSeq and is a predicted model, not a curated record.
AUGGGUAAUAAACAAGGUAAAUCCCCAAAUAAUAGCAAAGGAGGUAAAAAAUACAAAAUUGAUAAUGAUGUAGUCAAACAACUCCAAGAAUCAACAAAUUUUGACAAGGUUGAAGCUAAAAAAUUAUAUGAAGUUUUCUAUGAUCUUUCAAAUGGAGGUAAAGAACCAUUAAAUAGGGAUAGAUUCAAAGAAGGUUUAACCAAAUUAGAAUCAUGUGGUUUAAAGAAUCUUGAUAAUUCACCAUUUGGUGAUCGUUUAUUCGAUUUACUCGAUACCAAUAAAGAUAAUACUGUUGAUCUUCAAGAAUUUAUUAGUGGUUUAUCAAUUUUAUGUAAAGGUACUGCCGAAGAAAAACUCGAAUUAUCAUUUAAAGCAUAUGAUAUAGAUGGAAAUGGAUAUAUUACAAAGAGUGAAUUAUCACAAAUGUUUCAACAAGCAUGGAUUUCAGGUUUCAAAGCAUUAUCAUAUCAAACUAAUGAAGAAGUCAACAAGGAUGAUUUAAAUAAUUUUUCAGAGGAAAUGGCACAAAUCUUUGCAGAUGGUGCUUUCUCAUCUUUAGAUGUUAAUGGUGAUGGUAAAUUAUCUUUCAAUGAAUUCAAACAAUUCGCAAUGUCUCAUCCAAAAAUUACUGCCACAUUAAAUGGUUCAAAGAGAGACGUGCCAAUUACUUUUGAUUAA